AUGGACAUCUAUGAGGAGUGCCGUCCAGUUAUUUGUCCUCCUCUUCUCACCAUGAGCUCCUGGGUGGUGAACAGGAAAGGAGAGCCACAGUACCGCCGGCACUUCCUCACAGACAACAGCGUCUUUCAUGUGGAGCGAUGCAUGAGUGUGAUGCAGUCCGGGACACAGAUGGUAAAGCUGAAGACAGGAUCCAAAGGGCUGGUGAGGCUCUUCUACCUGGAUGAGCAUCGCUCCUGCAUCCGCUGGAAGCCCUCACGCAAGAGUGAGAAGGCUAAGAUCACCAUUGAUUCGCUGUACAAAGUGACAGAGGGCGGUCAAUCGGACAUCUUCCAUCGUCAUGCAGAUGGCAGCUUCAACCCGGCCUGCUGUUUCACAGUGUACCAUGGAAACCACAUGGAGUCCCUCGACCUGGUGACGUCCAAUGCAGAAGAAGCCAGAACCUGGAUAACUGGCCUGCGCUACCUGAUGGCCGGGAUCAGCGAUGAGGACUCACUGGCCAAACGGCAGCGUACACACAACCAGUGGAUGAAGCAGACGUUUGAAGAGGCUGAUAAAAACGGAGACGGUCUCCUGAACAUCGAAGAGAUCUCCCAACUUCUCCACAAGCUGAACGUGAAUCUGCCACGCAGGAAGGUCAAGCAAAUGUUUCAGGAAGCAGACACGGACGAUCAGCAGGGCACGCUGACAUACGAGGAGUUCUCGGUCUUCUACAAGAUGAUGUCUCUGAGGCGGGACCUGUUCCUGCUGAUGAUGGCGUACAGCGACAGGAAGGACCACCUGACAGCGGACGAGCUGGCCAACUUCCUGCGGAAUGAGCAGAAGGUGGCCAAUGUGACUCCAGAGUACAUUGCAGAAAUCAUUGACAAGUUUGAGGUAUCUGACGAGAAUAAACAAAGAAGCGUUAUGGGGAUUGAAGGUUUUACAAGUUUCAUGCGCAGUCCAACAUGUGACAUUUUCAACCCUUUGCACCAUGAGGUGAAUCAAGACAUGGAGCAGCCGCUCUGUAACUACUUCAUCGCCUCCUCUCAUAACACAUAUCUGACUGGAGACCAGCUUCUCUCCCACUCCAAGACGGACAUGUACGCCUGGGUGCUGCAGUCCGGCUGCCGCUGCGUCGAGGUGGACUGCUGGGAUGGUCCUGAUGGAGAGCCGAUGGUCCAACACGGCUACACUCUGACCUCCAAGAUACCAUUCAAGUCUGUCAUAGAGACCAUCAAUAAAUAUGCCUUCAUAAAUAACCAGUUCCCAGUCAUUCUGUCCAUUGAGAACCACUGUAGCAUCCAGCAGCAAAAGAAGAUUGCGCAGUACCUGAGAGAAAUCUUUGGAGACAAACUCGAUGUGGGAGAUGCACUGAGCAGAGACUCCAAGACAUUACCCAGUCCUCACAGCCUGCUGGGCAAGAUACUCAUCAAAGGGAAGCGUCUCCCUGCCUACCUGUCUGCAGACGCCGAGGAAGGGGAGGUAUCCGAUGAUGACAGCGCAGAUGAAAUUGAGGACGACUUCAAGCUCAAGAGCAGUAAUGGCAAUGGUCACCACCAGGUGGAGUCUCACAUCAGAAAGAAACUGGACUCUCUAUUGAAGGAGUCUAGGAUCGGAGACAAGGAAGAUACAGACAGCUUCAGCAUCCGAGCUCUGCUCCGUGCCACACACCAGGGCCUUCAGAAAAACCUGCGGCAGAGCUCCAGAGGGGUUCUGAAGAAAUCCCAAAGCAGAUCUUUCAUCACGACGCUUAAACAGAAGAGGCACUCCAAAUCCAGGCUGUCAUGCCAAAGCGUGGACAAAGAGGAGGACAGUCAGGAGAGGUCUGGGAGGGAGGCCGGAGGACAGUUCAACAGGGCUGGAAGGAAGAGGAAGACGAUGAAACUGAGUAGAGAUCUGUCAAACCUGGUGGUGUUCACCAACUCUGUUGCCUCACAGGAGUGCCUGAAUGAAGGUACUCCAGGUGAUGUUCUGUCAUUCAGUGAGACCAGAGCGCAAUCUCUGGUCAAUCACAGAGCCGAACAGUUCCUGGCUUUUAACCAGAGGCAGCUGUCACGCAUUUAUCCCUCAGCCUAUCGUAUCGACUCGUCCAACUUCAACCCCCAGUUCUACUGGAACGUGGGCUGUCAGUUGGUUGCUCUGAACUACCAGACAGAGGGCAGGAUGAUGCAGCUCAACAGAGCCAAGUUCAUGGUGAAUGGAGGUAGUGGCUACGUCCUCAAACCCCCUCCUAUGUGUAAAGGCUCAUUCAACCCAUUCAGUGAUGACCCACUUCCAGCUUACCCCAAGAAGCAGCUCAUUCUCAAGAUCAUUAGUGGACAGCAGUUGCCCAAACCACCAGACUCCAUGCUGGGGGACCGUGGAGAAAUUAUUGAUCCUUUUGUGGAAGUGGAGAUCAUCGGUCUUCCAGUUGAUUGCUGCAAGGAACAGACACGAGUUGUUGAUGACAAUGGUUUUAACCCUGUGUGGGAGGAGACCCUGUCCUUUACACUUCACAUGGCUGAGGUGGCUUUAGUGCGUUUCCUUGUCUGGGACCAUGACCCCAUUGGACGGGACUUUAUUGGCCAACGGACUGUUGCCUUCAGCAGCUUGAUGCCUGGUUACAGGCAUGUUUACUUGGAGGGGCUGACUGAGGCUUCCAUCUUUGUGCAUGUGUCAGUGCAUGAUGUCUAUGGGAAGUGGAGUCCUCUAGUCCUGAACCCCAGCUUUACCAUAAUGCACUUUCUAGGAUCUAACAAGGGUCAUCAACUGAGAGGUAUCCGGGGUUUGUUUAACCGUUCCUCCAAGUCCUCUGUGGAUACAAGCUCCGGUGGCCUUCGGAAACGCUCCCUCAGUGAUCACCUCCUGCGGCGCACAGCCAGUGCCCCAGCAAAAGGACGGAAGAAGACCAAGAUGGUGCUAUCGGAGUCGGUGGCUUCGAUAUCAGACCAAAAGAACGGAACAGGUGCAGGAACAGGAAGAGAGGGCGUGUCAGGGAAGGAAGGAGGGGUGGAGAAGCGUCUCCAGCCCCGAGCCCCCCUCAUCCACAGACCUAUCUCCAUGCCCUUAGACAGGCUUCUGCAAGGGCAGCUAUCCCUCUGUUCCCCAGACAAGGGACAGCAUGAUAUGGGAGCAGACACUGUCAUUGGAGUUUGCCCCCUCAACAGGCCCAGGUCUUCCUCUGUAGACCUUCUUGUCCAAUCAUCGUUUUCUGUUGAACCAAGUGUCACUUCCCCUUCUAAGACAUACAGGAAUAAAGAAUUUGGCCAAUCAGAGGAGGCUUCUUAUCUGGUUAUUGGUGGAGGAGAUAUAAGAAAAGAAGAAGACUAUGCUAACUACCAUUCAGAAGACAAUGGAGUCAACAAAUCAAAGAACAUCUCCACAGGAAAAGAGAAAAACGGUUUAGUCUCACCUUCCGUGAACAACAAGAUGACAUCAGAUAAACCCGAGACAUCAUCCAACAGCACAACAUUCACAGUUGCACCCUCAGUCUCCUCAUCCUCCUCUUCUGCCCCCUCCACUGUGGCCCCUCUUUCUCCUGUCAGUAUGGACUGUGAUCUGAAGAGUCCCAGCUCUUUGCAUGACAGCACCAUCUCCAGACUCAUUGAUGCUGUGUCCUUAGGCAAUGAGCAGGACACACGUGGCUCCAUUUCUGCUCUUAUUGGCCAAUUUGAAACCACCGUUGACCAAAAUGAUUUCACAACAUUAUCUCAUGAUCACACUCCUUCCCAUCACUCAAACUUCAGACCUACCACCCCUAAAGUGCUGCAAGAUUUAAGGUCUCCUCUCAAGAACAACACAGCCUCUCAUAAUAGGAAACAACUGAUAAGUCCCCAACAGGUAGCUCAAAUAACAAAUCAUGUAAAUGAUCAAAUCCUUUCACCGUGCAAGAUUUCUCAGACAGAUAUACCUGCAUCAGCCGUCUUCUCCAGCCCAGAAACUGCUGAGCUUGAGGAGGUGUACACCAUUCUGGAUGAGGAGGUGCUGUUGCCUGUAUCGGUGUACAACCUGAGGAAAAAGACAGUCCAUGUUCAGGCAGACACCAUGGAGAACAUGCCCUCAAACAGCUUGGGCUCGUCUCCAGCAAAAGUGGUUCAGGGUUUUGGAAGGGGGCACAACGUGGGUUGGAAUGAUAUGCUCAGAAAGAGGGGUGGAAGUGAAGAAACUGAGGAGGCAGAGGAAAGAGUAUAUGAGGAAGUGUAUGAUCCCCCAGCACCUGUACCUGAGAUACCUGAGAUAGAAUGGAAUACUUCUAAAAGGUACAUGAGCUCCUCUGUAAACAGCAGUUUUCAGUUUAUCCAUAACUCGGUUAGAAAUGCUUUUGCAGAAGUAGAGAUUAAUGUUGAUGAGGAUCCACUGGAUAUGAUGCUGACCUCGCCAAGACAUGGCAGCCAAUGGGAGGGGCUCAUAAGUCCAACCAAACGCCAUGCUAUCUACCAAAACCAUGAAUCCACUCCCAAAUACUCCCAACAAAAGCAGCCUUCGUCAUACCGUGAUCAGUACCCAUCACAUGCAUCUCCUCUAUCUAAUCACCACCAACACCAGAACAACUCCCAGCCUUCACCGUUCCACAGACCUGUCAAUUGUAGACCCUCCAACCCUAGUCCGCUGUGUCAGAACAGCUUCUCCGUUCCUCAGGGCAUUUCUAAGGCCCUUAACAACAGCAGAGACUCCAGCACUUCCUAUACACAACAGUGGAGCCAUAGUGGCAGCCAGAUUCUAAACAGGUCUCAUCAAAACAGGCUAGGGUAUAAACAGAUGGAGAGGGAGCAUGUGAGGUGUUUCCACGAAGGUUUCUCCUCUUCUGAAAGCCUCCCUGGUCAAUCUGCUGGCUCUAUAAACAUCUGUAGAGACAGAGGACUAUAUUCCCCUUCUUCAGACUGCGAUGCAGUGUACAGCCACCUGGACUAUGACUGCAUUACGCCCUCAUCAGAGCCUUCAGAUCCUCAAAACAUCCAGCCACACAGCCAGAGUCAAACACAAUCACACACCCCGAAGCAGUCUUGCAACCAAAAUGUUUCCCUAAUCAAUUGUAGGCACCAGUCACAGCCUGAAACAGCAGUUUCACUGCACUCAAAUUUGAGGCCUUUAUCAACUCGUCCCCAGUCUGCUCCCACAGACUCCACAGCCCCCAGCCAAUGUAAGUCCAAGUCCUUGGGAGACCUGACCUCUGAAGACAUAUCAUGCAACUUCCAGAGCAAAUACCACAUCAUUAGUCGCAGUUUCAUCACUCCUCAUAUGAGGAAGCAAAAGAGGAUGGGCACUAUGGGGGAAGUUACUUUCCAAUCACAGUCUUGUGACCCACUUACGGAACAGCUACGUAAACUGGUCAGUCUGGAGGGGGAUGACAGUGACAGAGAUAGGGCCCAGUCUCCUCAGUUGCAUGAUGAAGCAAAAUUCCCACUGUCACAGCCCCAUGCAACAAGUACAGCUCCUGUUAUUCCCAGGGAUACAGAAGAUUCCCCUCCACUCCUUACCCGUCGCCUAUCUUCUCGGAGUCAAAGUCGAGUGCGUCACAUUAACAGCCGUGCCCGUGAAAGGCAGCAAGAGGCUCUAAAGCCCCGGGCAGGUGUGGUGAUGAACGGUACCACCGGCAUUGGUGGAGUGGUUUUGAGGAAUAAACCAGCCUCGCAAAAUCCGCCAGCUAACAGACACUCAACUGGUUCUUACAUAGCAGGCUAUCUUGGUCAGCUGGAGGACAGGGGACUUCCUGAAGGAGCAUGCACAUCAUUACAUUUUGGAAAUGGGGAUCAUCAUGGAGAUCGGUACUAUACCGAUGACUCUCUUCCAAAUGCAAACUCCACCCACUCUGAGUCAGAGCCUGAGGUCUACUUCCUGCUCAGGCUGUAGCUCUGAUCACAACCUAAAAUGAGAUUAAGAAUCCAACACUCAUUUUCGAGGAAAUAUAGACUUGCUAUUUGUUCCCAAGUCCACAGACCAGUAGGCUUCCCCUAUAACCCUUAAACAAAUCUUAUUCUGGGCUAUUUCUAGAUAAAGAUAUGGUUCUGUACAAUAUCAGUGAAACAUCACAUAUAAUCCAUGGUUGGAUCUGACAGCAUGAAUUUCCUGUAUGAAAUUUCCACUAUUCAAUAGUGAAUGGUCUUUCUAGUCUGGCAGUGUAUUGUCUAUAUCCUGCUUAAUGUAUAAAUGUACUUGGGAACUUUGAUUCUCUCCAAAUGGCUUCCUAGACUGAUUGUACAGAUACUUGUUAUCUUUGUCCCUGUGAUGUACUGUCCAAACUGCGUACAUUAACUAUGAAGCAAAAAAGAAAAAGAAUAAAAGAAUUGGGUUUCAAGCAGAGAGGGAAUGUCUUUCAUUGUAUCAUCUGAAUGUUUAGUAUAAUCAAACAGCUACUUUUAAUAGAUGGGAUUCAUCUUUUCAAAGAUCAAAUGUAAGUCUUCCUUCUGUUUUAAGUGGUAUUUCUUUAUUUGUGUUGUGUGUAAAUAUUCUUGUCAUUGUUUUAAUCCGAGAUGGAUUUUAGUUGAGAACCAAUUCUAACUGUACAUUUAUGUUUGUGCAUGUUACCUGUGAACAUGUCAAGCAUGACUAUGCACCAGUUUGUACAAUAGAUGUUGCAUCACCCAACAAUACUUGCACACAACAAAUAGUUGCAUUGAACACAAAUGGAGGACAUAGGCUUGUUUGUAACGGGUGCAAUACAGUACAUAAACCUCUGUGCUUGGACUCGUUGCGCUCUAUGAUUUGUAGAAUUUGAAAAAAUGAUUGCAAAUUUUAAAGAUUUGGAGUUUAAAGGUUUUUAUUUUUAUAAUUGCUUUGAUACAGACUGCAAAAAUAAUCUCUUGUUGGUUCUGGUUAUUUUAUUUUGUAUAACUUAAUGAAAUGGAAAAAGCAGAGUGAUAACGACAAAGGGCCAGGCUGAGGAGGGGAGGGUGGCAAAGGGUGAAAUUAUUAUUUCAGUGUUACACCAUCCUUUUUUUUCUUUGUAUUGUUGCUCAUCGGAGGACUGUGAGC
This is a messenger RNA of Seriola dumerili (greater amberjack), 6930 nucleotides long. RefSeq names its product 1-phosphatidylinositol 4,5-bisphosphate phosphodiesterase eta-1-like (gene plch1). The record is from RefSeq and is a predicted model, not a curated record. Gene Ontology annotation, biological process: phosphatidylinositol-mediated signaling; lipid metabolic process. NCBI's taxonomy places the organism in Eukaryota, Metazoa, Chordata, Actinopteri, Carangiformes, Carangidae. The transcript has 25 exons. Gene Ontology annotation, molecular function: phosphatidylinositol-4,5-bisphosphate phospholipase C activity; calcium ion binding. The coding region runs from base 1 to 5808 and encodes 1935 amino acids.